Molecule: messenger RNA, 258 nt
Organism: Lactuca virosa
Lineage: Eukaryota; Viridiplantae; Streptophyta; Magnoliopsida; Asterales; Asteraceae
Source: the annotation of a GenBank genome assembly
AUGGGAAGAAACAGCUGGCAUAAGAAACCUUCGUUCACCAUCCUCAACAUUUUCAAAGCUAAGAAGGCUAAAGGAAAUGAAGAAGUUGAAUGGGAUGAUUAUGUAAAAGCUUACAAAGUUUUUUCAAGUGAUCAAGAUGGAGCUCGUUGGGUGGCUCAGCCUGGUAUCGAUAAACGAGCUGGUGCUUAUAUUGACAGUAUUACAGGCGGCUUAAUGCAUGUUCCUCCUUUGCUUCCCGUAAAAUGUGCAAAAUCAUAA